This is a messenger RNA of Centropristis striata (black sea bass), 1531 nucleotides long. It is a transcript of the gene metrnla, whose product is annotated as meteorin like, glial cell differentiation regulator a. The coding region runs from base 240 to 1103 and encodes 287 amino acids. Gene Ontology annotation, molecular function: hormone activity. Gene Ontology annotation, biological process: positive regulation of brown fat cell differentiation; energy homeostasis. NCBI's taxonomy places the organism in Eukaryota, Metazoa, Chordata, Actinopteri, Perciformes, Serranidae. The transcript is spliced from 4 exons. The record is from RefSeq and is a predicted model, not a curated record.
GUCGGAGCUGAAACUCACUCCACAUUUUCACGGAGGGCUGUCAGCACUGGACUCUACGGGCCGAGUUUGAAUAAGCGCCGUUACUCAUCUGAACCUCCCGAGAACCGGAGCUCAAACCCCGGGGAGCAGCACCGAGCGGACCGGGGGCACAUGGAAACGCUAUGUCGAUGCUGGAAAUACGGCGGUGGACUUUAUCAUAGUUUCGCUCGAGAGGAGGCGAAGUGAGCUGCGAGAUAAACAUGCUCACCCCGAUGCUGGCCUCCCUGCUGCUGCCUCUUCUCCUUCUCUGUCGGAUUUCUCUCUGCCAAUAUUCAAGCGACCAGUGUAGCUGGAAGGGCAGCGGUCUGACUCAUGAAGGCCACACGAGGGAUGUGGAGCAGGUGUACCUGCGUUGCUCCCAAGGCUCUCUGGAGUGGCUCUAUCCCACGGGGGCCAUCAUCGUCAACCUCCGACCCAACAUGGUGUCCCCCGCUGCCGCCCGCCUCUCCGUCUGCAUCAAACCCUCUGCAAACUCCAGCGGCACCAACAUCUACCUGGACCGAAACGGCAAGCUGCGGUUACUGCUGCGUGAACAGGACCAGGCACAAAGCAAGGUGCAGUGCUUCAGCAUCCAGGAGGGGGCUCUCUUCAUCGAGGCCGUCCCGCACAUGGACAUCAGCCGCCGCAUCACGGCGUUCCAGUAUGAGCUGGUCAGUGACAGGCUUGGACCAGAGGGACACUCACUGGGUGCACCCUGUCAGCCCUGCAGCGACGCUGAGAUGCUUCUAGCAGUCUGCACCAAUGACUUUGUGGCACGGGGCAGCAUUAAGAAGGUGGAGCAGGAGGAGGAGCACGCGUCUGUCACUGUGGAGAUCAGCCGCCUCUACAGACAGAAGACCCGCGUCUUUGUAUCUGGAGGUGUGAGGGCACGGAGGUGGGCCGGCCACAUCAAGAUGCCCCUUCAGUGCGGCUCAAGGUCUGGGGAGGGUGAGUUCCUCUUCACCGGGACAGUGAGGUUCGGGGAGGCCUGGAUGGGUUGCGCCCCACGCUACAAAGACUUCCUGCGGUUGUAUCAUGAGGCGCAGCAGCAGGGGACCAACCCGUGUCACGUGGACACAGACUGAGUGUUACCUGCCUACCAUUGGAAAUAUGACAAGUCGUCACUGGUUGGAGAGGAGAGCUGAACCAAGAGUUCAUGCUGAGGAGAGAAAGAGGCUGACAGACUGGCCCCUCUCCUCUCCUCUCCUCUCCUCUCCUCUCCUCUCCUGCUGUCUCGUGACUCUUUGGAGACAAAGACUGGAGCUCCUGAAUGUUGCCAAGCAGCAUGUUGGAUGGACUCGGCUCUCAAAGUCGAACGUGAUGCAACGUGGAAUGUGUUCGGACUGCCUUUCUCGCAGACGAGGAACCUCCCAGGUGUUAAAUGUAGCAAAACCCCCAUUUGGUUUUUAUUUGUAUAAAAUGUGAAUGAACAUUGUAUAUUUUGAAGCUCUGCGUGCUUUGUAAAAAAAAAAAAGAAAACAAGCUUGAUGUACAGUUUUGAAGUUAUUUCUUA